GCAUUUUCGAAUAAUAUGUAUGUUAACUUAUGCAAAUCAAAACGAAUAUGCAAGAUUCUUAAAGUAGGUAAACUAAUUUAGUCCAAUAGAUUCAAACGUGUUAAUCGAGUUUCAGUUAGCUUAAAAUGGCGACGAACGGCUUCACAUGGAUCGACUAUGCAAUAUUCACGAUCGUUACCGCGAUAAGUUGCAUUGUAGGUUUAUAUUUCGGAUUAUUUUCAAGACAGAAGACAAUCGAGGACUACCUCUUCGGUGGGAAAAACAUGAAAUGGUUUGCGGUAAGUAUAAGUUUAACCGCAAGUGCACUGUCCAGCCAUUCAAUCGUAGGGUUAGCGACCGAGGUGUAUCUCCAUGGAAGUCAAGUUAUACUAAUGACUUUUUCGAUAGCACUCGCGAGUUUAGCUAACUAUUUCUUGUACGUGCCUGUCUUUAGCAACUUGAAGAUGACCAGCAUCUUCGAGUACUUGGAAAUGAGGUUUAAUGGUUUUUUAAGGAAGUUGAUCAUGUUGAUCGCAGUAGGGACGUAUAUGUGCGUUCUUCCUUUGUGUAUGUACACUCCUUCGCUUACAUUUAGCCAAGCAACGGGCGUUAACCUAUAUAUAAUUGCCUCGGUCAUGACAUGUGUAUGUAUGCUCUAUACCAGCCUGGGAGGAAUUAAAGGAGUCACAUGGAGCGAUGUGGUGCAGUUAUCCAUUACCAUUACUCUUGUAAUUGCGCUUAUAGUAAUGGGAAUUGUAUCAACCGGAAGCGUUAGCGAAGUUAUCCAUCGUGCAAGCGAUGGUGACAGGCUAAAAAUUUUUGAUUUCAACCCUGACCCGACCGUUAGAGUGAGCUUUUGGACGAUUUUGCUGGGAUCCACGGCUACCUCAUGCGUAACUCUUUGCACGUCGCCUCACGAGGUUCAGAGAUAUUCUACAAUACCUAGGCGAUUAAUACCUCGCUUAAUCGCUUCAUAUUCGACGAUUUAUACUUUAGCGAAAGUCUUGUGCAUGACACUAGGGUUGGUUAUGUACGCAAAAUAUUUUGAUUGCGAUCCGAAGUCAAUUGGAGCGAUUAAAAAGGCAGACCAAGUCCUUCCGUACUUCAUAACCGAACUAACUACGUCCAUUCCGGGAUUUAAUGGUUUAUUUUUAGCGGCGUUCUUUGGAUCAUCUUUAAGCAUAUAUUCGACGUUACUAAAUACGCUGUCCGGAAUAGUUUACAACGAUAUCGCUCCAUGGAUUAUUAGCGAAAAGCUUUUAAGAAAAGCCCCUAGCUUUAUUAUGAAGCUGCUAGUUGUAAUUUUUGGGCUGUUGUCAAUAGCUUUUAUAUAUUUACUGGAAAAUGGUGGCACGGUCUUUGAGCUAAGCUACUACGUUAGGGGUACUACCGGUGGAACCAUGUUCGGGGUAUUUACUUUGGGCGUACUGCUUCCUUUUGCCAAUUCUAAGGGCGCGUUUCUUGGCGCAAUCGCAUCGGUUUUAUUGAUGGGGGUGAUAGUGGUAAAUAACAGCAUCUACGUCCGAAACGGAUUCAUUCACCAUAGCCCAAAAUCGUUGCAUACAUACGGAUGUAACACCACCACCUUCAGCAAUUUCACUUUGAAUGUUACGGCAACACCUCAACCGCCUUCACCAGAAACUUCGUUUUGGUUGUUUCGAGUUUCGUUUCAGUACUUCGAGCUAAUAGGAGCAAUGACCACGAUAGUAAUCGGAGCUGUGGUCAGUUGGGUAACUAAAACGGAAGAUAACCAAGUGAUUAAUCCAAAACUUCUCACGCCCAUUGUACGCAAAUACUGUAGACCAGUACAGGAGGCACAAGACCAAGAAAUUGGACCUCUUAAAGAAACGGUUAAAAACGUGGUAUCUGGGGAUGAUUACUGAGUAUGGGCACACAAGAAUUUAAUCAGUUACGUUGCAAACUGCCAUGUUCUCACUUCACUUCUUCAGUUAAACAAAUUAAUUAAUUUAUAAAAUAAUUCGUAUACUAAUACGAACGAACAAUUUUCGCUUCCGGUCUAAUACGCCACAAUGGCACAGAUACUUUAUACAUACCUGUCUCGUGAUUACUAUAAGAAACAAAUAACGAAAUAGAAUACAGAAUAAAUAGUAUACCGUAGUUUA
Photinus pyralis (common eastern firefly) is the source of this 2102-nucleotide messenger RNA. RefSeq names its product sodium-coupled monocarboxylate transporter 1-like. The transcript is spliced from 8 exons. Gene Ontology annotation, biological process: sodium ion transport; transmembrane transport. The record is from RefSeq and is a predicted model, not a curated record. Gene Ontology annotation, cellular component: membrane. Gene Ontology annotation, molecular function: symporter activity. Bases 126 to 1862 code for a protein of 578 amino acids. Lineage: Eukaryota; Metazoa; Arthropoda; Insecta; Coleoptera; Lampyridae.